Molecule: messenger RNA, 674 nt
Organism: Camponotus floridanus (Florida carpenter ant)
Lineage: Eukaryota; Metazoa; Arthropoda; Insecta; Hymenoptera; Formicidae
Product: cytochrome c oxidase assembly factor 6 homolog
Exons: 4
Coding region: 273-506 (77 amino acids)
Biological process (GO): respiratory chain complex IV assembly
Cellular component (GO): mitochondrion; respiratory chain complex IV
Source: RefSeq, a predicted model, not a curated record
AUGCAUAUGCAUAAUAGAUUAUGCAAGCUACGUAUAGAACGAACAAAACUUUACAACCGAUGAAUGAACGGCAGCUGUUAAUAAUCAUUGAUAAUAUAACGAAAUUUACUUUUAAUCUACGAGGAAAAUUAAAUAAUUAUUUUAUAUACUGGGAAUAGAAUAUUGUUAUCAGCUGUUGUUACUUUUUCACGCCGUUGAUAGAUUCAGUUUAAAAGUGAGUGAGUGGGAAUCUUUCAUAAAAUUAUUCCAAUAUAAAAACUAAGUGUUAUAGGAUGUCUUUUCCAAAUAAAGAAGAUCGUGUGAAUUGCUGGAGCCGAAGGGACGAAUAUUGGCGAUGUUUGGAUGAAGGCAAAUCUCAAGCAGAGUGUACAAAAUUUAGGGAACAAUAUGAAAAAUUUUGCCCAUCUCAAUGGGUGAAACACUUUGAUCGUAAGAGAGAUUACUUGAAGUUCAAAGAGCAAAUAGAGAAGGGGGGGUAUGUUCCUCAAGAGCCAAAGGAAACAUGAGAAACUAAUCUAUCGAUUGUGUAUUCCAUUCAUAGCAAUUUAUAAUUGAACUAUUAAUAAUAACUGUUAAACAAUUAAUUUCAUACAUUCACAUACGGAUGUUGUUAUCUCAUUCUGUUGGAUCAUAUAAUAAAUAAGAUGCUUAAAAAUAACAUAGGACAAUGGUUU